Xyrauchen texanus (razorback sucker) is the source of this 1941-nucleotide messenger RNA. Its product is annotated as tetraspanin-18-like. The record is from RefSeq and is a predicted model, not a curated record. The coding region runs from base 494 to 1270 and encodes 258 amino acids. Gene Ontology annotation, cellular component: membrane. Lineage: Eukaryota; Metazoa; Chordata; Actinopteri; Cypriniformes; Catostomidae. The transcript is spliced from 9 exons.
UCUGGGAGGAGUCAGGGAGGAAUUUCAGAAUGCACCGACAGCAAUAAUAUAUCAUUUCUAAUACAAUAUCAAUUGAUUAUCAGCUGUAGAGCACGAGAAUAAUAAACAAGUAAACCACGCUUUGUUGAAGUUGUGGUAGAGACGUGUCUCUCCAUCCACACUGAAGAGGCCAUUUCGGAGCGAGAGGGACGACGAGAUUAGGGCAGUAGUUUGGGGGUCUCUGGAAUGUAUUAGCUGACUCUCGAUCAUUGUUGUUUUUCUGGAUUCGGAGCAGAUCUACAAGUCCGCCUGUUUUUCAAUCCGCAUUAAUUCACGCUAGUUUUACAACCAUCACAUUGUACCUAGCUGUAUCUUUGAAGAGCACAGGACAGCGGAGUAGGACGCGUGUUUUGUGGGGUUUCGAGGAGAGGAUACUUGCUAAUAGGAAUAGGAGGGGUUGAGAGUUGAAAAAUACCAUCCUUUGACCUGAAUCCUGAACAACAUCCAAGAACUCAUGGGGCUCGGGGAGGCUUCAGCGAGAGGGACGAGCUUUGAAGGAGACUGCCUCGCCUGCAUCAAGUAUCUCAUGUUUGUCUUCAACUUCCUAAUCUUUUUGGGUGGCUCCUUCCUGCUUGGUGUUGGGGUGUGGGUGGUGGUGGACCCCACUGGCUUUAGGGAGAUAGUGGCAGCCAACCCCCUUCUUUUCACAGGAGUCUAUAUCAUCCUGGCAAUGGGGAGCAUGCUGUUCCUGCUGGGGUUCCUGGGCUGCUGUGGAGCCAUACGAGAAAACAAGUGUCUGCUGCUCUUUUUCUUCAUGCUGAUCCUCAUAAUAUUCCUGGCAGAACUGGCAGCAGCCAUUCUUGCAUUCAUCUUCCGCGAACAUCUGACCAGAGAAUACUUUACUAAGGAACUGAAGAGUCACUACCAAGGUUACAACAACACUGAUGUUUUCACAUCAACGUGGAAUGCCAUUAUGAACACAUUUGACUGCUGUGGAGUGAACAGUCCAGAAGACUUUGAGGAAAGCCUCUUCAAGCUCAUAAACCCCAGAGAAGUGGUGCCUGAGUCCUGCUGCCGUAGGGACAGUCACCUUGGAGAAGUAGGCUUCAGUAACAAGGACGAAUGCCUGUUGGGCAGCAUGCUGUACCGGAACAACAAGGGCUGCUAUUCAGCUGUUGUGGACUACUUUGAGAUGUACAUUUAUGUGGCUGGUGCCCUGGCUAUUGUUGUACUCACAAUUGAGCUCUUUGCAAUGGUAUUCGCCAUGUGUCUCUUCAGGGGAAUCCAGUAGUACAUGUACAUCGAAAGACUUUUUCAAAAAGGAAAAUGCCACAAAAUAAGAAAACUGAACCACUUUUCAAAGAAUGUUUUACUCAGUUUUAUAUCUCUAAAAUUAUAAAGAAAAAAAUUAUCUGUACUUCACAGCUGGACCUUUGAGGUACUAGGUAACAAAAAAAGAAUGUUCUUUGAAUACUGCAGAUACAGGCUUUUUGCCAGAAAGUCCUUAUGUAAUUUUGACCAGGUAUUAUAACCAGAUAAAGCCUGAAAAAAGACUGAAGAAGAUGGUGCUGCACUGAUUUUGGAUGAAGAAUAUUUAUACUGAGUAUGCUGGCUUGUUUGUAUAUGCAUUUGUGCUUUUAGUAAAUAAAUAGACCAAACCACUUUCCUCUCACAACAAACUCAUUGAAUGCAAGCCUUCACAAGCACAUUAUAUUAGUGUUGUAUAGUCAUGUGAAUUUUUAUCUAAUCCUGUGAGGGUGUGUCGAGAUGUGUGUGUGUGUGUGUGUGUGUGUGUGAGCGCGCGCUAGAAGAUGGGUGUCCCUCCUCCCUGCUUGAAGACCAGCAUCUUUUUUUUGUUUUGUUAUUUGUGAUGUUAUUGCAAUAGUAAUUAUAUGUGAUUUUAGCUUAAAUUGAUGUGUAUGCAUUUGUAUUGAAGACUAACAUUAAAUAAAUCUCUGAUGA